Messenger RNA from Myotis davidii, 1302 nucleotides. It is a transcript of the gene MATN1, whose product is annotated as matrilin 1, cartilage matrix protein. Gene Ontology annotation, molecular function: calcium ion binding. The transcript has 7 exons. NCBI's taxonomy places the organism in Eukaryota, Metazoa, Chordata, Mammalia, Chiroptera, Vespertilionidae. The record is from RefSeq and is a predicted model, not a curated record. Bases 1 to 1302 code for a protein of 433 amino acids.
AUGAGGGUCAUCCCUGGUGCCGUCCUCGUGCCCUGCCUUCUGCUGCUGCUGCACCUGGCCCCACGCACACAUGGCCUCGCCCCCCAACCCAGAGGGCACCUCUGCCGGACCCGGCCCACGGACCUGGUGUUUGUUGUCGAUAGCUCGCGCAGCGUAAGGCCCGUGGAGUUUGAGAAGGUGAAGGUGUUCCUGUCCCAGGUCAUCGAGUCGCUAAAUGUGGGGCCCAAUGCCACCCGAGUGGGCGUGGUCAACUACGCCAGCUCCGUGAAGCAGGAGUUCCCGCUGCGGGCCCACCUGUCCAAGGCCGCGCUGCUUCAGGCCGUGCGCCGCAUCCGGCCGCUGUCCACGGGCACCAUGACUGGCCUGGCCAUCCAGUUCGCCAUCACCAAGGCCUUGAGUGAUGCUGAGGGCGGUCGCGCCAAGUCCCCGGACAUCAGCAAGAUGAAGAAGCAGAGGCUCGAAGGCCCUGCGACUGUGAGAUUCCGAGUCCCCUCUGUCCCCACAGUGGUGUCAGACCUGUGUGCCACGGGAGACCAUGACUGUGAGCAGGUGUGCAUCAGCUCCCCCGGCUCCUACACCUGCGCCUGCCGCGAGGGCUUCACCCUGAACAGUGACGGCAAGACCUGCAAUGUCUGCAGUGGCGGCGGAGGCAGUUCGGCCAUUGACCUGGUCUUCCUCAUCGAUGGGUCCAAGAGUGUGCGGCCGGAGAAUUUCGAGCUGGUGAAGAAGUUCAUCAACCAGAUCGUGGACACGCUGGACGUGUCAGACAAGCUGGCCCAGGUGGGGCUGGUGCAGUACUCGAGUUCCGUGCGCCAGGAGUUCCCGCUGGGCCGCUACCGCACCAAGAAGGACAUCAAGGCAGCCGUGCGCAACAUGUCCUACAUGGAAAAGGGCACCAUGACCGGGGCUGCCCUCAAGUACCUCAUCGACAACUCCUUCACUGUGUCCAGUGGGGCCAGGCCUGGGGCCCAGAAGGUGGGCAUCGUCUUCACCGAUGGCCGGAGCCAGGACUACAUCAAUGAUGCUGCCAAGAAGGCCAAGGACCUUGGCUUUAAGAUGUUUGCUGUGGGCGUGGGCAACGCCGUGGAGGACGAGCUGAGGGAGAUCGCCUCGGAGCCCGUGGCAGAGCACUACUUCUACACGGCGGACUUCAAGACCAUCAACCAGAUCGGCAUGAAGCUGCAGAAGAAGAUCUGUGUGGAGGAAGAUCCAUGUGAAUGUGAGUCCAUUGUGAAGUUCCAGGCCAAAGUGGAGGGGCUGCUGCAGGCCUUGACCAGGAAACAUAUCCUUCCCAGAGGCUGA